Messenger RNA from Populus nigra (black poplar), 585 nucleotides. Its product is annotated as pectinesterase/pectinesterase inhibitor 18-like. The transcript has 2 exons. The coding region runs from base 1 to 585 and encodes 194 amino acids. Gene Ontology annotation, biological process: cell wall modification. Lineage: Eukaryota; Viridiplantae; Streptophyta; Magnoliopsida; Malpighiales; Salicaceae. The record is from RefSeq and is a predicted model, not a curated record. Gene Ontology annotation, molecular function: pectinesterase inhibitor activity; pectinesterase activity.
AUGUACAAGGAGAACGUAGAAGUUGGAAAGAAAAAGACGAAUGUGAUGCUUGGUGGCAAUGGCAUGCAUUCCACUAUCAUUACUUGUAGUUUUAAUGUUGUUGAUGGCUAUGCAACAUUCAAGUCUGCAACAGUAGCUAGGCCACAGAAACAUCAAGCCGUGGCACUCCGCGUCGGAGCCGAUCAAUCCGUCAUCAACCGAUGCCGCAUUGAUGCCUACCAAGACACCCUCUAUGCCCACAGCCUUCGGCAAUUCUACAGAGAUUGCUAUAUUACCGGCACAGUAGACUUCUGUGGUGCUCAAAACUGCAAGCUUGUACCACGAAAGCCCAUGAGCGGACAAAAUAACAUGGUAACAGCCCAGGAAGAACUGACCCAAACCAAAACGCAUGGGAUUUCAAUCCAAAAAUGUGACAUUAUAGCAAGUUCUGAUCUUCAGCCUUUUAAGGGCUCAUUCAAAUCAUACCUGGGCCGACCAUGGAAGGAGUCUUCUAGGACUGCUGUAAUGCAGUCCAACAAUGGUGAAUACAGCUGGGUGGUCAGUGUGGGAAGGGGAGUUUCCAUCAAAGACUUUGUAUUACGGUGA